AUGCCCUCAUCCAACACUGGAGAGUCGGACACCACAGACCCCAUGCCUGUAGUAUCGGACGACAUGGUCUCAUCAGAGCACGAGGUGUAUACCUCAGAUACUACUAGCACGGACGACGAUGAUUUCCAACCAUUUGCGCUGCCCGAUGUCGUUGCUGAGCCCGCUGAUGGUCCUAUCGCUGGGGAUUUGCCGCUCGCGGGAGUGCAGCACCAUUCGCAUGACACGGACCCUGAUGUGGCAUCAUCCGCUGCACCUGCCCCUGCCCCUAGCUUUGAGUUUGGUCAUGACAUUGAUGACGAUUCGGAUCCUGUUUUCCCACCGGGAUUUGAUCUCGAUCAUGACAUUGAGUUUAUUCAUUUAGAUCAGCCCAUGGAGGAUCCCGUAGCCCCUGUUGACCCUAUGUUUGCUGAUCCCGCUGAUUUCGAGAUGGAGUUUGAUGAUCUGGAGCCUGUUGCGGCCCCUGAGCCAGCUGAUGCUCCUGUCCUCGCAUUCGAGCAUGACCCUGUUCAUGCUGAUGUACCCCCUGAUGAUCCUUUGAUUGCUGAUAUACCUGUUGAUGAUCAUCUUGUUGUUGUUCCACAGUUGGUGGAUGAUCAUGUUGCUAUUGAUGCUCAUAUUGAUGCCCCUCACAUUGCUGACAUUCCUGCUGAUCCUGUUGUUGCCCCUCUUCCUGACCCUGUGCCUCUACAGUUCGAUAAUGCACCUUUUGCGACCCAUGUUGAUCCUCGAUACGCGCACACCCGAAAUGGGUGGAUAGACGAUGAUGAUGACAACCUGCCUUUUGUGGUACCUGUUACACCUGCUUCAGCACCUGCUACAGCUCCUAUUGAUGCACCAUUGUUUCCCACACUCACCGCUGAUGCUCACCGCACCGACUUGCCUAUCACAUUUCUCCAGGACAUACCCCCACCACGUCCUGGGGAGGGUUCAUCCCGUCAGCCGUUUGGUCAGAUACCUUUCAUGACUGGAGGAGAUCAGUUUGUACCUCCAAUUUCUCAUCAUACUGCCGUUCCCCCUGUUGCACCAUUUGCUAUGCCAUCCUUUGCUCCAUCUAGUGAGCCUUUUCUCUGGACUUCGCCACCCAUUAUGCCGCCAUCUGAUCCUUAUCAUCCUUAA
Molecule: messenger RNA, 1116 nt
Organism: Helianthus annuus (common sunflower)
Lineage: Eukaryota; Viridiplantae; Streptophyta; Magnoliopsida; Asterales; Asteraceae
Product: cell surface glycoprotein 1-like
Exons: 2
Coding region: 1-1116 (371 amino acids)
Source: RefSeq, a predicted model, not a curated record